AUGUCUUGCAUAUGUGAUGCAUUUUGUAAUGCUGCUGAUAAGGCAAUUUAUCCCAUCCUACCCGAUUUCAUUAAAAAAACUUGGGAUCAUCCAGCUGGUCCCAAAACAGUCUUUUUUUGGGGACCAACGAUAAAAUGGUGUCUAGUGCUAGCUGGUUUAUCUGAUCUGAUGCGACCAGCGGAAAAACUUAGUUUUUUUCAGAAUAUGGCACUUUUUUUCACGGGAGGCAUUUGGACACGAUACAGCUUCGCUAUUACGCCUAUCAACUAUAAUCUAGCAAGCGUCAAUUUAUUUUUAUGUGGAGUAGCCCUUUUUCAGUUAGCUAGGCUAGGCUACUAUGAGGCAUUUACGAACUCUUCCGUAAAUACUACGAUGGUGAACGUCACUAACAUUUAA
Molecule: messenger RNA, 396 nt
Organism: Brugia malayi
Lineage: Eukaryota; Metazoa; Nematoda; Chromadorea; Rhabditida; Onchocercidae
Gene: Bma-mpc-2.1
Exons: 4
Coding region: 1-396 (131 amino acids)
Biological process (GO): pyruvate import into mitochondria
Cellular component (GO): mitochondrial inner membrane
Molecular function (GO): pyruvate transmembrane transporter activity
Source: RefSeq, a predicted model, not a curated record